UCAAGCCAAGAUCUCGUGCAUUCUGGCAAUGCUGGAAAAGCUUCGCUUUAUCAAAUGCCUUCACAAGGAAGUAUGGAGGACCUUCUCUUUGAUGCAAUGGAGGAGUUAGACCUCACUUCGUCAUCUGCCAAAUCGCUUCCCCAUGAUGAUUACGAAAAUUCUUCCAUCAAUGAAAAGCAGAAACUUCUUUUCUCCAGCCCUGAUUUGCCAUCAGCUGAUCCUGAUCAUCCGCCGAUACCAGCCGAGUCCUCAAUUCGUUCCAAGGCUAACUUCGACGAUUUUGUGAUAGUUGACCCUACAACAUUGACUCCACCGGCAGAUUCUAUCCGAAUCCUCGUACCUAUUCUUCACCAGAUACCCUCUUGCCCUCCUCUCCCGACUGGCCGCUGGCAUCGUGGUGACGUACAUCAUCAACAUCUCUGCGACCUAAUAGAGAACUAUUAUUCGCCUAGCAACUUUGAAGGCGGUGACUUCGCGCAUUCCGACUGCCGAUUAAGUAAUAACACUCACGCCAAUAAUGACAUCUGGCAGCAACGUGCUUCUAACCUCUUUCUCGAUCCACCCGCUCUUACUCAUCGGAACGGACUUGCCUGA
Protopolystoma xenopodis is the source of this 594-nucleotide messenger RNA. NCBI's taxonomy places the organism in Eukaryota, Metazoa, Platyhelminthes, Monogenea, Polystomatidea, Polystomatidae. The record is from the annotation of a GenBank genome assembly.